AUGAAUUCAACAACCAAUACCUCUAUUGAUAACAACAACAACAAUAAGAGUAUGAGAAAAGAGAAAAAAGAGAUGAAACCUUAUAGAGGAAUAAGGAUGAGAAAGUGGGGAAAAUGGGUGGCUGAGAUUAGAGAACCAAAUAAAAGAUCAAGAAUUUGGUUAGGUUCUUAUAUAACUCCUAUUGCUGCUGCUCGUGCUUAUGAUACUGCCGUGUUUUAUCUUCGAGGUCCGUCUGCGAACCUUAAUUUUCCAGAACUGUUGUUUAAGGAUCGAGAAGAUGACGACGAUGAAGAUGAAGAAAGAUAUGGGAAGAAUAUGUCGGCAGAUUUGAUAAGGAAGAAAGCUACUCAAGUUGGUGCUAGAGUUGAUGCUUUUGAAACUUCUUUGAAUAAUCAUGUUCGUGUUCAUGUUCACUCCAAUACAAGUUCUACUUUUAAACCCGACUUGAAUGAGUUUCCAAAACCUGAAGAUUAUUGA
Molecule: messenger RNA, 477 nt
Organism: Lathyrus sativus (Indian pea)
Lineage: Eukaryota; Viridiplantae; Streptophyta; Magnoliopsida; Fabales; Fabaceae
Source: the annotation of a GenBank genome assembly